Molecule: messenger RNA, 741 nt
Organism: Tinamus guttatus (white-throated tinamou)
Lineage: Eukaryota; Metazoa; Chordata; Aves; Tinamiformes; Tinamidae
Source: RefSeq, a predicted model, not a curated record
AUGUCCUCGGAUAAGAAGGGACACGAGCACACAUUUAACCACUUACCUGAAAUGGCCCAGAGCAGCAUGACAGUAUUAAUGGGUCCAGCUCGGGGUGCAGGGCUUGGAAGUGUUGGUGGUCUCCAAAUGGUGACAGCUCCUUUUGGUUUGCAGUCCCCAGGCUCUUCUGUUAUGAAGCAAAACGGGUCAUCAGAGAUAUUAAAUAAACUCUAUGAUACAGCAAUGGACAAGCUAGAGGGAGUGAAGAAGGACUAUGAUGCAUUAAGGAAGCGGUACAAUGAGAAGAUAGCAAGUCACAAUACAGAUCUUAGCCGACUAGAACAGGCUGAGGAGGAGAAUAGACGACUUCAGAAGCAGAUUGACAUGUUAAUGAAGCAGAGGGACACAGCAAUACAUUUCCAGCAGCAAUAUUCCUCCUCCCUCAGAAGAUUUGAGUCAGUCCAGCAGGAACUAAGCAAUGCCACAACACAAAACAAAGAGUUGCAGAGAGAGAUGGAGCGACUACAGUCAGAGGUGACCCGGUUCAAAACGAUGCAGCUGAAGGCAACGAAGGAUGCAGAGAAGUACAAGGAAGAGAGGGACUCGGUUUUCAACGAAUACCGCCUCAUAAUGAGUGAGAGAGAUCAAGUCAUUAAGGAGGUAGAUAAGCUGCAAACGGAGCUGGAGCUUGCAGAGUCCAAGCUGAAGAACACGUCCUCCGAGAAGCGAGUGGCUAGUGAAGAGAUGGAAGCUUUAAGACAG